GCGCGCGGAGGGCGCGCAGCCCAGAAGGGAGCCUCCGGCGGCCGCUUUCUAGAGUCCACAGUCCGCUGCCUCCUCCGGGUGAGGACAGUGUCCAGGCCCCGAGUCUAUCGAGGAAAAUGAAGUUAAGCCGCCAGUUCACCGUGUUCGGCAGUGCAAUCUUCUGUGUGGUGAUUUUCUCGCUCUACCUGAUGCUGGACCGGGGUCACUUAGACUACCCCAGUAGCCCGCGCCGCGAGGGCUCCUUCCCCCAGGGCCAGCUCUCAAUGUUGCAAGAAAAAAUAGACCAUUUGGAGCGUUUGCUAGCUGAGAAUAAUGAGAUCAUCUCAAAUAUUAGAGACUCGGUGAUCAAUUUAAGUGAGUCUGUGGAGGACGGUCCGAAAAGUUCACAAGGCAAUUUCAGCCAAGGUGCCGGCUCACACCUGCCAUCACAACUGUCCCUCUCAGUUCACCCUGCAGACUGCAUGUUUGCUUCACAAAGUGGAAGUCAUAAUUCAGAUGUACAGAUGUUGGAUGUUUACAGUCUACUUUCUUUUGACAAUCCAGAUGGUGGAGUUUGGAAGCAAGGAUUUGACAUUGAGUAUGGAAGUAAGGAAUGGGACACUGAACCCCUUCAGAUCUUUGUGGUGCCUCAUUCCCAUAAUGACCCAGGUUGGUUGAAGACUUUCAAUGACUACUUUAGAGACAAGACUCAGUAUAUUUUUAAUAACAUGGUCCUAAAGCUGGGAGAAGACUCAAGGAGGAAGUUUAUGUGGUCUGAGAUCUCUUACCUUUCAAAGUGGUGGGAUAUUAUAGAUAAUCAGAAGAAGGAUGCUGUUAAAAGUUUAAUAGAAAAUGGUCAGUUUGAAAUUGUGACAGGUGGCUGGGUUAUGCCUGAUGAAGCUACUGCCCAUUAUUUUGCCUUAAUUGAUCAACUAAUUGAAGGACAUCAGUGGCUGGAAAAUAAUCUAGGAGUGAAACCUCGGUCUGGCUGGGCUAUUGAUCCUUUUGGACAUUCACCAACAAUGGCUUAUCUUCUAAAACGUGCUGGAUUUUCUCACAUGCUUAUCCAGAGAGUUCAUUAUGCAAUUAAAAAACACUUUGCUUUGCAGAAAUCAUUGGAGUUUUUUUGGAGACAGAAUUGGGAUCUAGGAUCUGGCACAGAUAUUUUAUGCCACAUGAUGCCCUUCUACAGCUAUGACAUCCCUCACACUUGUGGACCCGAUCCUAAAAUAUGCUGCCAGUUUGAUUUUAAACGGCUUCCUGGAGGUAGAUUGGGUUGUCCUUGGGGAUUCCCCGCAGAAACAAUACAUGCUGAAAAUGUCCAAAGCAGGGCUUGGAUGCUUUUAGAUCAGUACCGAAAGAAGUCAAAGCUUUUUCGUAGUAAAGUUCUCCUGGCCCCACUAGGAGAUGAUUUCCGCUACUGUGAAUACACAGAAUGGGAUUUACAGUUCAAGAAUUACCAGCGGCUUUUUGAUUAUAUGAAUUCUCAACCUCAGUUCAACGUAAUGAUACAGUUUGGAACUUUAUCAGAUUAUUUCGAUGCACUGGAUAAAGCAGCUGCAAAUCAGAAAGAGAAGAGCCAGUCGAUGUUUCCUAUUCUAAGUGGAGACUUUUUCACUUACGCUGACCGAGAUGAUCAUUACUGGAGUGGCUACUUUACAUCCAGACCCUUUUACAAACGAAUGGAUAGAAUCAUGGAAUCCCAUCUAAGGGCUGCUGAAAUUCUUUACUAUGUUGCCCUGAGACGAGCUGAGAAAUACAAGAUAAAUAAAUUUCUUUCCUCAUCACAUUACAAGUCACUAACAGAAGCCAGAAGAAAUCUGGGACUGUUUCAACACCAUGAUGCUAUCACAGGAACGGCAAAAGAUUGGGUGGUUGUGGAUUAUGGUAUCAGACUCUUUCAUUCAUUAAUUGUUUUGGAAAAGAUAAUUGGAAGUUCUGCAUUUCUUCUUAUUUUGAAGGACAAACAUUUGUACGACUCUUACUCUUCUGAUACCUUCUUAGACAUGGAUUCCAAGCAAAAAUCACAAGAUUCUCUGCCACAAAAAAAUAUAAUAUCCCUGAGUGCGGAGCCAAGCUUCUUUUGCAGGUACCUUGUGAUAUAUAAUCCUUUAGAACAAGACCGAACCUCGGUGGUCUCAGUCUAUGUGAGCUCCCCCACGGUGCAAGUGUUCUCUGCUUCAGGACAACCUAUCGAAGUUCAAGUCAGUGCAGUUUGGGAUGGAAAAAAUGCUAUUUCAGGAACAGCCUAUGAGGUCUCUUUUCUAGCACAUGUACCACCGUUGGGAAUGAAAGUGUAUAAGAUUUUGGAAUCAACAAGUUCAAAUUCACAUUUAGCUAAUUAUGUCUUCUAUAAUGGUAAAGUAGAAGAUACAGGAAUUUUCAACAUAAAGAACAAAUUAUAUGCCGAAGAAUCUAUAACUCUAGAGAACUCCUUUAUUGCACUCUGGUUUGCUCAAUCUGGGCUUAUGGAGAAAAUGAUGACUAAAGAAGAUGGUAAACACCAUGAAGUAAAUGUGCAAUUUUCAUGGUAUGGAACCACAAAUAAACCUGACAAAAGUGGUGCCUACCUCUUCUUACCUGAUGGUGAUGCCAAGCCUUAUGUUUACAAACUACUGCCCUUGGUCAGAGUGACACAUGGAAGGAUUUAUUCGGAAGUGACUUGCUUUUUUGAACAUAUUACCCAUAGAGUCCGACUGUACCAUAUACAGGGAAUAGAAGGACAGUCUGUGGAAGUUUCCAAUAUUGUGGACAUCCGAAAAGAAUAUAAUCAUGAGAUUGCAAUGAGAAUUUCUUCUGAUAUAAAAAACCAAAAUAGAUUUUAUACUGACCUAAAUGGAUACCAGAUUCAACCUAGAAUGACAAUGAAAAAAUUGCCUCUCCAAGCAAAUGUCUAUCCGAUGACCACGAUGGCGUAUAUCCAGGAUGCUGAGUGGCGCUUGACACUACUGUCUGCUCAGUCCUUAGGGGUUUCCAGUUUGAAAAGUGGUCAGAUUGAAGUUAUCAUGGAUCGAAGACUCAUGCAAGAUGAUAAUCGUGGCCUUGGGCAAGGUGUCUAUGAUAACAAGAUUACAGCUAAUCUAUUUCGAAUACUUCUAGAAAAAAGAAGUGCCGUUAAUAUGGAAGAAGAAAAGCAUCCGGUCAGUUAUCCUUCUCUCCUUAGCCACAUGACUUCUUCUUUCAUGAAUCAUCCACUCUUUACAAUGACAAAGAAGUUCUCGCCUCCCCUUGAGCUGCUGGGUGAAUUCUCUCCGUUGCUGUCUUCUUUGCCUUGUGACAUUCAUCUGGUUAAUCUGAGAACAGUACAGUCAAAGGGGGGCAGUGUGUAUUCCGAUGAGGCAGCCUUGAUCCUCCACAGGAAAGGCUUCGAUUGCAGAUUCUCUAGCAAAAACACAGGACUACUUUGUCCUACUACUCAGGGAAAGAUGUUGGUACAGAAACUUUUUAACAAGUUUACUGUUGAAAGUCUCACACCUUCAUCGUUAUCCUUGAUGCAUUCACCUCCAGACGCCCAAAAUAUUAGCGAGAUCACCUUGAGUCCAAUGGAAAUCAGCACAUUCCGAAUCCGGUUGAGUUCCUCCCAUGAACUACCACCAUCAGUAUGAAUUGAUGCAACAAAUGAAGAAAUAUUUAAAAACAACCUCUCAACAGAUUGUAUCUCAGGUUAAAUGCUAACUAAUUAUGUCCAUGUUGGGAGUUGUGAAGAGAUUCUUGUAAGUAUUUAUGUUGCUGAUCCUUCUUUAGUUUUACAGAAAUACCCAUUUGACCGAAAUGGAAUAAAAUACUGGUGGGUAAAAGCUAAUGGCCAAAAUGGUUGCAACCAUUGAUAAAAGUUAGAAAAAUGUUGUGUUGAAAUAAGUGGAAAAGUGCAAUCCAUUGACCCUUAUGGUAAACGUAGUUGGUUUUCACACCUUUUUCUAAUGAACGUCUUAACCUUUCCCUCCCCUUCCCACCCUUUGUAAGUAUUUCCAGAAAUACCUAAUUUUAAAUCAUUCAGCAGUAGAAAAAGAGGCAUAUUUUCAUUACUUGACAAUGUGGGAUAGGUGCAAUUUAUUCCAUUGUCACUAAAAUAGAAGAAGCAAUUCCAUAGGUACCGUAAACCUAUUUUAGGUACCACAAGGUAUCUUUUUACACAGCUCAUUUGAAUACAGGUGUUCCGAGAUGGAGUUUUCUAUUUUAAAAUUAACCAUAUCAAAAUAAAUGUGCCUUAUUUUUUUAUAAGUCUUGUUAAAUCUUUUGGUGUCCAUAUUACUGUUUGGGGAAAGGGGGAUGUUGGGGGGUUGGGGACAGGGUGGGUAUUUUCUAUGACACAUAAAUUAUGUAAUUUUUGCCUGACGAUGCUGGCCACAUUCUGAUCUGUUUCAUUAAAUUUGUGGUGAUGUUACUCUAAACAUUUUGACUAUUUGAAUGUACUGAGAUGUCAGAAAACAAAACAAGGAAGAAAAAUAUUGUUAAUUAAAAUAUGCUGCUGCCAAGGAAACUGCAACUUGAAGCAAAGAUUUUGUAACAUGCAAAAUCCAGAUACUGUUUCCAUUUCACAGUAGUUAACUACUAAAAGAGAAUGCUUUAAAAAUAGACCCUAUUUUGAAACCCACUUUUAUGUAGCUGAUCAUGAUUUAUCUUAUUAAAGAAUAUGUUUGUUAAUUCCAAGUUUUUACAUGUGCUAGCCUCAAAGUGAAGUUCUAAGCCCAUGUGCCAUUACAAUACUUUUAAUAAAGUUUAUUUGGAAUCAUUGUUUCCUUAACAUUAAAAUAACAGCAACAUUUAAGCUAUUCAGUUUCAACGUGGAAAGGAAUCUGAGUAGGUAUAGUUUUGAAAAUUCUGAGUUAAAUUAAUAGCUUUAGUAUUAUGUGACUUUAAACUUCCAUUUUACCUCUUGUCAUUCCAACAUCUUUGUAGAGAAAUUAGAAUAAUUUCUCUUUCACUAUAUAAAUCGAUUAUCCUCUGGAUUUUUACUCAAGAUGCAGCUCCUAAAAUUAUUGUGUUUAAAUUCAUAAACUCCUUUGCCUUUAAUAAUUCAGAAAAUAAUACCAUUGUUGAUAGAGAUAUUACAAGGGGGUGACUUCAUGCAAUAAUCAUGUACUGUAAGCUUCCUUCCUCAUUUUUUGGGAA
Molecule: messenger RNA, 5091 nt
Organism: Lemur catta (Ring-tailed lemur)
Lineage: Eukaryota; Metazoa; Chordata; Mammalia; Primates; Lemuridae
Gene: MAN2A1
Product: mannosidase alpha class 2A member 1
Exons: 23
Coding region: 117-3584 (1155 amino acids)
Biological process (GO): protein deglycosylation; mannose metabolic process; N-glycan processing
Cellular component (GO): Golgi membrane
Molecular function (GO): carbohydrate binding; alpha-mannosidase activity
Source: RefSeq, a predicted model, not a curated record